CACACACACACACAGAGACAGAGACAGAGGCAGCACACACGUCCUCCGGCGCUGCUCGACGACACCAUGUGGCCCCGAGAGGAGCUUCUAAAGUCCAUAUGGCACGCGUUCACCGCCCUGGACGUGGACCACCGCGGGAAAGUUUCCAAGUCUCAGUUAAAGGUGUUGUCUCACAACCUGUGCACAGUGAUGAAGAUCCCUCAUGACCCUGUGGCCCUUGAAGAACAUUUUAAGGAUGACGAUAGAGGGCCCCUGUCUAACCAAGGCUAUAUGCCUUAUCUCAACAGGUUCAUACUUGACAAGGUGCGAGAGGAUUUUGACGUACUGGAGUUCAACAAGAUGUGCUGGACCCUGUGUUACAAGAAAAAUGUCUGCACGAAACACUUACUCAUCACAGACGAUGAUGCUUUCAAAGUGUGGGCCAUUUUCAACUUUCUGUCAGAAGACAAAUACCCUCUACUCAUCAUCAUUGAAGAGAUCGAGUACUUUCUUCGAAAGCUGUUGGAGACCAUGGGGAGUGAAUGGAGUGAGGACAAGUUUGCAGAUUAUAAGCUGCAGCUGAACACAAAGAACUGCCUGACUGCCUGGGAGCUGAUUGAGCUGGUGGGGAUGGGUUACUUCAGCAAGGGAAUGAACCAGCAGACCCUGUCCCUGGGCAUCAAUGAGGUCUUCCAAGAACUCAUACUGGAUGUGCUCAAACAGGGAUACAUGAUGAAGAGGGGCCACAAAAGGAAGAACUGGACUGAGCGCUGGUUUGUCCUUCGACCCAACUCACUGUCAUACUAUGUCUGCGAGGAUCUUGUGGAGAAGAAAGGAAACAUCAUUCUGGACCAAAACUGCUGUGUGGAGUCACUGCCAGAUAAAGAUGGGAAGAAGUGCCUCUUUAUUAUUAAGUGCAUCAAUAAAAGCUUUGAGAUCAGUGCAUCAGAUAAGAAGAAGAAGCAGGAAUGGAUUCAAGCUAUUCAAACGUGCAUCCAGCUGCUUAGGUUGGGGCUCCUGUCUCCUCACCGUGAGGCGCGGCUGAGGCGCCGGGAGCUCCGGAAGAGACAACAUGCAGAGGAGGAGGACCUGGUGGAGAUGAUGAAGCAGCUCACGGCGGCCAAUGAGCAGAAACAGAGACAGCUGGAGGCCAUGAGGAAGAAAAUGGAAGAGGCUGCAGCUAAAGAAGCAUUUGAGGAGAACAGGAGGAAGAAGACUCAGUCAGACCUACAGGAUCGCUACAGACUUGACCUGGAGAGAGAGAAAAUGGUGCGUCAGCAGAUGGAGCAGCAGGUGGCGCAGAAGUCCAGUGAACUGGAGCAAUACCUGCAGCGUGUCCGGGAGCUGGAGGACAUGUACCACAGACUGGAGGAGGCCUUAGAGGACGAGAGGCAGACCAGGCAGGAUGAGGAGGCCAUGCGAAAACUGCAGUCCAGGCUGCUGGAGGAGGAGUCAACAAAGAGGUUAGAGCUGGAGCAGAUCCACCUGCAGCAGCAGAGGGCGCUGUCUCAGACUGAGGUGGAGAAGCAGGAGCUGGUGGCGGAACGGCUGGCCAAGGAGAGGGAGCUGCACACAGCCACGCUGCAGCUGGAGAGACUGGAGGAGGAACGAAAGGGAGCGCUUGAGCAGUAUGAGGAGGUGUCGAGGAAGCUUGAGCGAGCAGCUAACAAGACGAAGACUUGGAAAGACAAGGUGGCCAAACAUGAAGGGCUGGUGCGUCUCAUCCAGCCAGGUCAUAAAGGACCUCAGACGAUCACCAACUGGGGUCCAGCAUCGUUCACUGACACUGAGCUGGAGAUGAGGAAGAAGGCGUGGCAGGAGAGAAAGAACCAGGGAGCUCAGGCUCAGUGAACACUCACCAUGAUGACUGGAUUUUUGAAAACUCUGACUGAAAUAAGCCCAAACUGUCACAUUUAGGCUCUGAAGAAGUUUGGUAACGUGAAUGUACUGAGCCACAUGAUAGCUGCAAAAAUAUUUUACUCAUUUGUUUGUGGGUCGUUUUUAAAUGUACAGUUUGGAUUAACUGUGAUGCCUCAUCAUUUGGCUUUAUAACAACAACAAAAAAAUCACGUUCAAGCAUCAAAAGUUCAAUCUCAAGCACAAAAGUAAUACUCCGACAAAAAUAAUCUUCAAUCAAGGUCCACUUGCUUACUUUUUUCUGGUGAUGAAGGGUCAUUUGAUGACAUCUGCACCAUGACAAUUAAGCAACUUCUUCCACUGAUGAAGACCUUGAGAUGUGUUUGAAAGGGGGAAAGAAGGUUACAAGUGGGAACGGGAGUUACUUAAUAUUGCUCUGUUGAAUUUCUUCUUUUGUUAUCUUAGUUGGUUCUUUCUUAUUUCAUGUGAUAUGUUUAAUUGAACUACUUUGCAGUUCAUCCAUGUUUUGUGUUUUAACAUUUUAUUACUAUGAGAACAAACAGCAAAGUGCACAACAGUGUGAGUUUCAGUGCACGUACAUCAAAAGAUAAAACAAGCUGAAAGCUUUUCUCCA
This is a messenger RNA of Scophthalmus maximus (turbot), 2470 nucleotides long. It is a transcript of the gene swap70a, whose product is annotated as switching B cell complex subunit SWAP70a. Bases 67 to 1830 code for a protein of 587 amino acids. The transcript is spliced from 12 exons. Gene Ontology annotation, cellular component: nucleus; cytoplasm. The record is from RefSeq and is a predicted model, not a curated record. Lineage: Eukaryota; Metazoa; Chordata; Actinopteri; Pleuronectiformes; Scophthalmidae.